AUGAGAGGAGGAGGUCUGUCGUCAUGGGAGGAGGAGGUCUGUCGUUAUGAGAGGAGGUCUGUUGUCAUGAGAGGAGGAGGUCUGUCGUCAUGGGAGGAGGUCUGUCGUCAUGAGAGGAGGAGGUCUGUCGUCAUGAGAGGAGGAGAGGAGGAGGUCUGUCGUCAUGAGAGGAGGAGGUCUGUCGUCAUGAGAGGAGGAGGUCUGUCGUCAUGGGAGGAGGUCUGUCGUCAUGAGAGGAGGUCUGUCGUCAUGGGAGGAGGUCUGUCGUCAUGGGAGGAGGUCUGUCGUCAUGACAGGAGGAGGUCUGUCGUCAUGAGAGGAGGAGAUCCCAUGUACGUGUGGCAGCAGUCUGCGGAGGAUGUGACGGUGCAUGUGCGGCUGCCCCGGGGCGUGACCAAAGACUCGGUGCAAUUCCGUCUGACGGCCGACAGUGUCAGCGUGAGCGUCCCGGGCGCCACGCCGCUGCUGCGAGGAACACUGUUCGCCGCCGUGGACCCUGAGGCCAGCGCCUGGAUCCUCAAAGACUCCAGUCUGGAGGUGACGUUACAGAAGCGGACAGAGGGGGCGCUGUGGCCUGAGCUGGUGUUGGGCGACAGAAGAGGAGAGUUAGUGAUGAGCGAGGAGCAGACGGCACAGAUCCACGAGAGACUGAAACACCUCACAGCAGAAGACCUGGUAUCGGGCGAUGAUGUGGACAAACCGGCGUGUAACUCUCAGGAGCUGGAGGACUGUGAUGGAUUCCCCGAUGACAGCUUCAGCCUGGUGCAUUAUGACGGAGAAUCACUGAAGCCUACUCGAGUGGUGAACCUGGGGAGUCACCAGUUCCUGUUCUCGGUGCAGUCCGACCCCAGCCUGAUGCCGUGCCUCUGCCUCAGGCACGAUGUGGACGCCUUGGUGUGGCAGCCGCGGCCACAGACGCCUGAGCACCUGUGGGAGCACGUGGCCACCUUCAAUGCUCUCGGCUACGUCCAGGCGUCCAAACGGGAUAAGAAGUUUUCCACGUGUGCUCCUAACUUCUCGUACGCCGCUCUGGGCGAGUGUCUGCGGCGAGCGUUCAUUUACCGUCAGCCGGCGCCGGUGGAGACGGUGCUGUUCAACCGGAGGCAGGGCCGGCAGGUGGCACAGGUGGCCCAGCAGCAGGUCUCCAGCCUGGACUCGGACCGGUCCAUCCUGGGGUUCAGGGCCACCAACCAGAGGCUCUACAUCCUCACCUCCAGCACUCUCUACGUGCUCAAGUUGUUUUUAGAUCUGGAACAGCUGUUAAACUUGUCUCCGUCCUGUCAUGAUCAAAUGAAACUUUUUAUCACAACACUCACUGGUCCUGAAGUCUACAGCACUGACGAGGUCCUCCUCUGGACCGGGUUUCAGACUGGUCCUGAAGUCUACAGCACUGACGAGGUCCUCCUCUGGACCGGGUUUCAGACUGGUCCUGAAGUCUACAGCACUGACGAGGUCCUCCUCUGGACCGGGUUUCAGACUGGUCCUGAAGUCUACAGCACUGACGAGGUCCUCCUCUGGACCGGGUUUCAGACUGGUCUAAAAACCCGAACUCUGGAAUCUCCAGGUGGAUCUCAGGUGGAUCUCAGGUGGACCUCAAGUGGACCUCGGGUGGCCCUCAGGUGGACCUCAGGUGGAUCUCAGGUGGACCUCAGGUGGGUCUCAGGUGGGCCUCAGGUGGGCCUCAGGUGGACCUCAGGUGGACCUCAAGUGGGCCUCAGGUGGACCUCAGGUGGAUCUCAGGUGGACCUCAAGUGGACCUCGGGUGGCCCUCAGGUGGACCUCAGGUGGGUCUCAGGUGGGCCUCAGGUGGGCCUCAGGUGGACCUCAGGUGGAUCUCAGGUGGACCUCAGGUGGAUCUCAGGUGGACCUCAGGUGGGUCUCAGGUGGGCCUCAGGUGGGCCUCAGGUGGACCUCAGGUGGAUCUCAGGUGGACCUCAGGUGGGUCUCAGGUGGAUCUCAGGUGGGCCUCAGGUGGAUCUCAGGUGGGCCUCAGGUGGACCUCAGGUGGGCCUCAGGUGGAUCUCAGGUGGGCCUCAGGUGGGCCUCAGGUGGGCCUCAGGUGGAUCUCAGGUGGGCCUCAGGUGGAUCUCAGGUGGAUCUCAGGUGGAUCUCAGGUGGGCCUCAGGUGGGCCUCAGGUGGACCUCAGGUGGAUCUCAGGUGGGCCUCAGGUGGGCCUCAGGUGGGCCUCAGGUGGGCCUCAGGUGGACCUCAGGUGGGCCUCAGGUGGGCCUCAGGUGGACCUCAGGUGGAUCUCAGGUGGGCCUCAGGUGGACCUCAGGUGGGCCUCAGGUGGGCCUCAGGUGGACCUCAGGUGGGCCUCAGGUGGACCUCAGAGCCCCCUCCCCUCUGAACCCCCUCGUUACUGCGCCCCCCUCCCUCAGAGCCCCCUCCCUCAGAGCCCCCUCCCUCAGAGCCCCCUCCCUCAGAGCCCCCUCCCUCAGGACCCCCUCGCUACUGCGCCCCCUCCCUCAGGACCCCCUCGCUACUGCGCCCCCUCCCCUCAGGACCCCCUCGCUACUGCGCCCCCUCCCUCAGGACCCCCUCGUUACUGCGCCCCCUCCCCUCAGAACCCCCCUCUGUACUGCGCCCCCCUCCCUCAGGACCCCCCUCGCUACUGCGCCCCCUCCCUCAGAACCCCCUCUGUACUGCGCCCCCUCCCUCAGGACCCCCUCGUUACUGCGCCCCCUCCCUCAGGACCCCCCUCUGUACUGCGCCCCCUCCCUCAGGACCCCCUCUGUACUGCGCCCCCUCCCUCAGAGCCCCCUUGUUACUGCGCCCCCUCCCUCAGGACCCCCUCUGUACUGCGCCCCCUCCCUCAGGACCCCCUCUGUACUGCGCCCCCUCCCUCAGAGCCCCCUCCCUCAGGACCCCCUCGUUACUGCGCCCCCUCCCUCAGGACCCCCUCGUUACUGCGCCCCCCUCCCUCAGGACCCCCUCUGUACUGCGCCCCCUCCCUCAGGACCCCCUCUCUGUACUGCGCCCCCUCCCUCAGGACCCCCCUCUGUACUGCGCCCCCUCCCUCAGAGCCCCCUCCCUCAGAGCCCCCUCCCUCAGGACCCCCUCGUUACUGUGCCCCCCUCCCUCAGGACCCCCUCGUUACUGCGCCCCCUCCCUCAGGACCCCCUCGUUACUGCGCCCCCUCCCUCAGGACCCCUCGUUACUGCGCCCCCUCCCUCAGGACCCCCUCGUUACUGCGCCCCCUCCCUCAGAACCCCCUCGUUACUGCGCCCCCUCCCUCAGAACCCUCUCGUUACUGUGUUUUUCUGAUCAAGAAUAAAAGAUCGUUAAUUCAUCCCAAAGUGGGAGAAUUUCCAGUGUUUGCAUCGUCAGUCACGUCUGUCCUCACCUGA
Molecule: messenger RNA, 3351 nt
Organism: Knipowitschia caucasica
Lineage: Eukaryota; Metazoa; Chordata; Actinopteri; Gobiiformes; Gobiidae
Source: the annotation of a GenBank genome assembly